AUGGCCCCGAUGAAGCUUGCCAUCGUCGGUGCGGGGCCGUCCGCGUUUUACGUGGCAUCGAGGCUGUUGACGUUGGUUCCGCCGUCCAGUGCGCUGGCGUCGUCCAUCAAUAUACACAUGUACGACCGCCUGUGGGCGCCGUACGGCCUCGUGCGCUACGGAGUAGCACCAGACCAUCCUGAAGUCAAAAAUUGCACACACAAGUUCGACGCAACGGCCAGGGACCCUCGUCUCCGUUUCUUCGGCAACGUGAACAUCGGUGACGCGUCACUCAUCCCGGACGCCCUCCCCGUCCCGCUCGAGUCCUUGUUGUCCCAUUAUACUCACCUCCUCUUUGCCUCUGGCUCGCCCGUCCCGACACUGCACCCUGCACUCCCGCCCUCGCCCUUCUGCCUCCCCGCGCUCUCGCUCGUGCACUGGUACACCCAGCACCCGUCGCGCCCCGCGGCCCCGCCCCCGCUCGAGCGCACGAAGCACGUCACGAUCAUCGGCCAGGGCAACGUCGCGCUCGACGUCGCGCGCAUGCUCCUCACACCUCCCGACCACCUCGCCCGCUUCGACGUCCCCGAGCCCGUCCUCUCCGUCCUGCGCGCGUCCGCCGUGGAACACGUGUCCGUCGUCGGCCGCCGCGGGCCCCUCCAGGCAGCGUUCACCGCCAAGGAGCUGCGCGAGAUGCUCCGCCUGCCCAACGCCGCGAUGGCCCCGCUCCCCGCCGCGCUCCUGCAGCCGCCCCCGGGGGUGCCGACGACGCGCCAGCAGACGCGCUUGCUCCAGCUUCUGUCCAAGGGCCCGGACAACGCGCACGGGUCCGCGCCCAAGAGCUGGGCGCUCGACUUCUUCCGGCAGCCCACGGGCCUGCUGGCCCCGCGCGCCCCAGGGAACCCGUCCGCGCGCCCGCUACUCACGCUCGCACACACCGCGCUCGACGCGAGCCAUCGCGCGGUCCCGACGGGGGAGACGAGCGCGCUGCACACCGAUCUCGUCGUCACCGCGCUCGGGCACCGCGCGGAGCCGGGCGCCCCGUGGGCGGACGGCGUCGUGGGCGGCGCGCACGUGCGCACGCGCGGGGCGAGGGUCGUGGACGCGGGCGGGCGGCUGGUCAGGCGGGUGUACGCGAGCGGGUGGGCGGCGCACGGGGCGCGCGGGGUGCUCGCGACGACGAUGAUGGACGCGUACGCCGCGGCGGAGACGGUGUUGCGCGACCAGUUCCCCGACGCGUUCGGGGGCGCCGACGAGGCUGCGGAGGAAGAGGUGGAGGUGCUCCCGCGCGCGGUUGCAGACUUGGACGCGGUGCCGCCAGAGGUCGUGGCCGGGGUCGAGGCGGGGAAAGUGACGCAGUUUGGGGACUGGGAGAAGAUCGACGCGGAGGAGGUCGCCAGGGGGAAAGCAUUGGACAAGGAGCGCGAGCGGAUGGUGUCUUGGCAGGAGGCGCGCGAGUUUUUGGCCAGGACGAGGGCGUAG
Messenger RNA from Epithele typhae, 1461 nucleotides. RefSeq names its product ferredoxin/adrenodoxin reductase. The transcript is spliced from 2 exons. Gene Ontology annotation, biological process: ubiquinone biosynthetic process. NCBI's taxonomy places the organism in Eukaryota, Fungi, Basidiomycota, Agaricomycetes, Polyporales, Epitheliaceae. Bases 1 to 1461 code for a protein of 486 amino acids. The record is from RefSeq and is a predicted model, not a curated record. Gene Ontology annotation, cellular component: mitochondrion.